Molecule: messenger RNA, 773 nt
Organism: Entamoeba histolytica HM-1:IMSS
Lineage: Eukaryota; Evosea; Mastigamoebida; Endamoebidae
Exons: 1
Coding region: 1-747 (248 amino acids)
Biological process (GO): parallel actin filament bundle assembly; actin crosslink formation
Cellular component (GO): cortical cytoskeleton
Molecular function (GO): actin filament binding
Source: RefSeq, a predicted model, not a curated record
AUGUCACAAUAUGCACAACAAUAUAAAGAACUUGCUGAAAAAAAAGUAGAGGAACAAGCCAAGGUAUUUCUUACACAAUUUGUUUUAGAGUUCCAAGGUAAAUUUGAUGAAGUAUUAGAUACUGCUACAUCAUUCAAAGGAUAUACUGAUGGAACUGUUGAAACACUUGAAGAAGAUGCUAUGCAUGUCUUUAUGGAAAAGAGAGGAGAAACUACAACCAUCCAAGAUUUAAGAGAAAGAUUAAAAACAAAUGGAAUUGAGUUUAGAAAGAGAUUUGCCUUUAUUGAUUAUAUGAUGUUUGAAUAUCGUAAAAAUAUCAAAGACCUUUUUGAAAAACGAGGAGGUGCAGCUACUCCAGAAAUGUUAAAAGCAUUAGAUGAUGCAUUAGCUGAGUUCCAAAAAGUAAUGGAUAUUAAGAAUGCUCGUUUACAAAAGAUGAAGAAACUUGAAAGUGAUGCAGCUAAAGGUGGUGUUAGAGGAAUGGCUGCUCAAAAUGAAUUAGCUCAAAUGAAAAGUGAAGACCAACUUGCAUUAAAUAAAAUGGAAGUUACAGCUGCUGCUAAAAAAAGAAAAGCACAAAAAGCUGUUGAAAAUGGAGAUGAUUCUAAAGCACGUGAAAAAGCUCUUAAAGAAGAAAAUGCACGUUUAGAAGCUGAAAAGAAAAAGAAAGAAGAAGAAGAAAAACGAAAGAGAGAAGAAUCAAGAAGAAGAUUAGCUGAACGUGCAGCUAAAUUUAAUCAAGCAUAAUUGAAAUUUAAACAUUCAUUUUAUUU